This is a messenger RNA of Linum trigynum, 3079 nucleotides long. The record is from the annotation of a GenBank genome assembly. Lineage: Eukaryota; Viridiplantae; Streptophyta; Magnoliopsida; Malpighiales; Linaceae.
CAAGGAGAGACGGUAACGGCGCCGUUUUAUCUUCAUCCCUCUGUCUAAAGAAAGUAGGAGAAAAUCGGGAGGAGAAAGAAAAAAAGCGGAGCCAUGUCCUUUAUCGGCGCUGCUAGCUGCUGCCAUUUCCCGAUAAACUCCGGCGCCGUCAUCGGCGAUGCCAACGCCGGUACUCGAUUGAUCAGUCCGAGGAUGUCGAUGAACCAAAGUCCUUCCCAGCCUCCUAACCAGGCGACCCUCCUCACCAGCAUCACGAAGCUACUAUGGGGUCCAUCUCUUCCGCCGGGGCUGCUCAUCUCCACCGUCCGUACGGGAUGGAAUUCGGCCUGGAAUCUGAUGAUGGCCCAGCUCGCUCCCUCCGAUCCCUCCGGCAAUUACUCCCGUCCGGCUUCCAAAUUCCGCCUCAACAGCAGCGACACCACGAACCCCCAAUUUUCUCGCGGCAGCCUCCACCUGUACGUCGGCCUCCCUUGCCCGUGGGCGCACCGCACCCUCAUCGUCCGAGCAUUGAAGGGACUGGAAGACGCGGUUCCCGUCUCCGUCGCAGCUUCCGGCCAGGAUGGGUCGUGGGAAUUCCGGGACCGGACUCCAUCUCCGGGUGCGGAUUUGGGUGUCCUCGUCCCCGGGAAAGAUAACGCGAAUGGAUGCAGGACGUUGAAAGAGGUUUACGGGCGGAGGAAGGGCGGGUACAGCGGCCGGGCGACGGUGCCGAUGCUGUGGCACUCGGAGAGGAAAGAGCCGGUUUGUAACGAGAGCUACGACAUCAUCGAGUUCUUCAACUCGGGCAUGAACGCGCUGGCUCGAAACCCAGAGCUCGAUCUGUCGCCGGAGCCGUUGAAGGGGGAGAUUGAGGAGUGGAAUCGAGUGAUCUAUCCCAACAUCAACAACGGCGUCUACAGAUGUGGAUUCGCUCAAAGCCAGGAAGCGUACGAUCGAGCUGUGAACGGUCUGUUCGCGACGCUGGAUAGAGUUGAAGAUCACCUGGCGAGUUCCCGUUACUUGUGCGGGGAGGCGCUGACGCUUGCCGACGUUUGCCUGUUCACCACACUGAUCCGGUUCGACCCCGUGUACAAUGUUCUGUUCAAGUGCACCAAGAAGAAGCUGGUCGAGUACCCCAAUCUCCAUGGCUAUAUGCGGGAGAUUUACCAGAUGCCAAAGGUUGCAGAAACCUGCAACUUGGGUGCUAUCAUGGAUGGCUACUACAAGACGCUGUUUCCACUGAAUCCAGGCAGCAUCUGCCCGGUGAUGCCAUCGGGGUCCGAGAUCGUGAACCUAUCGAAGCCUCACAACAGAGAAUCGCUGUCGGCUGUCGUCUGUAGAUAAGAGAAUUACGGAACUCUGCAGCCUCGCCUGUCUGUAACUGAUCAUUACCACGCUGCAGGCAUCCAUUUACAAUAGUUGCUUUUGUGUUCAUAGAAGAUGAACUCCACACUGAAAUGAAUCCGUCCAUUUAUAAGCUCGGCAGUGAGUUCUGUCUUGUUAAUGUACUUUGCGAAAGGCACCAGACAUUGGUGGAGUGAUACCUUGGUAUCACCAAUGAUAAAAGCUUGCUCACCAGGCAGAAAGCGCUUGAAGCUCAUAUAGCCCCGGACUUUGACCUCUCUUGACUUGUCAAACUACGCUAUCGAUCAGAAUUUCAGUUGUUUGCUCUUGCUGAUCAGUGAACGUGCACGAUUACAUAGGCUGAGAUUAGAGAAGCUCUUAAGGGUCUAAUCCGUGCUUGGAGACAAGGCUAUCAUCGGAAAGUUAUCUUAAAGCUGGGCUCAAUAAUGGCCUGAGAAUUUCAACGACCAGUUGAAAUCACGAAACAGCACUCCAAGAUCGUGGAAGCAACGAGGGCGGACGAGGUCAAAAUCCCUCGUCACGAGCGUCAAUUCCCCGACCGGGGAUCAAGAGUGUAGAUCGGGGAUUUCAGACAGACCGAGCUCUCGGCCAGGAGAACUGCAUUCCCCGAUCGGGGAACGGAUGUUGUCUGAGUUCGGGUUACCUUUUGUGUUUAGAAUUCUUUUUCUGUGUUUUUGCUUAGUUUUUGUUUCCCUGGUCUAUUUAAAGGGCUUAAUUUUAGGACAUAUUUUGAUGAAUUGGAAACUUCAUUCUUGAUUCGUUGAGCUUUUGGCUUGUGAAUUGUGCUUUGACUCGAUCGAGUAUUGCCCUUGAUUGUGGUCGAACUUCUGCCCUAUUUUGAUAGUCUUAUUCCAAGUAUGAGAUUGUACUUCAAUUUCGUCUUAUCUCUAAUCCUAAUUUUGUUCUUAGCUGCGUGACUUUGACGACUAUAAGUAUUGAUCUCGCACUCGUAUCAGUUGAGAGAUGAAAGUCGCUCAUAUCUAUUAAGAGUGUGUAAUAACUAAUAAGGCAAUUGAUUAUCUCAUCACUAAAGAACAAUUUGUUGGUUUUGGUACCCUUGUUUUAAAACUCCCAAUCUAAGCAUUCACUGUUGACUUUUGUAUGUAUGUUGGGCAAUCUUGAUUAAUUUAAGUACGAAAUAAGCAUGCCCUGGUUUUCCAUAAAUGAAAAAAGCGGCAGCGGGUAUACCUAAAACAAACGUGUAUAUACAACACGUCACAUACCAAAAGCUUACAACAAUAACAACAUUGUGUAUAUUAAGGACGAUCAAUCAUCAAAUUUAAAAAAUUUAUUAUUCGCAUUUGUCUAAUUUAACAUAGAAUUACACCAUGACAUUUUUAAUAAGGAUAUUAUAUUUUUUUUUAUUUUAUGAAUAAGGAUAUUAUAAUAACUAUCAUCUCACUUUCCUUUCCUCUACGUAUUUAUUGGAUUUUAUAUAUAAAUUACAAUUUUUGUACCUGAACUUAAUAGAUUUUAAUAUUUAGUGUUUGAAAUUAUUUUUUAUAGAUAAAUUCUAAAAAUAUUGAUGAAAAUUUUCAUUUUAGUACCUAAAAAUUUUCCUUACAUUUUGAAACCUGAAGUUUCAAAAUUUAUAAAUAGGUCCAUUGUUAUGAGGUUUUCAGUAUGUUUUGAGAUGCUUGUGGUCUGCUUUAUGAAGUUUCUGGCAUGCUUCAUGGGACUUCUGGUGUGCUAUAAGAAACUUUUGGGUAUGUUUUAAGAAACGUGUUGUAUGCUU